AUGGAACUAACCAUCCAAUCCCUCUCCCUAUCUUCUACAAAAAUACCCAUCCCCGACUACACCAAAGGCCCGGACCCCCACCAAGCCCUCCAAAUCCACGACUACCUGCGUGUGUCCUUCCUCCGCCAACCCGCAGAAGUAAAAGCCGCCUCCCAAAAAGCAAUCCAGCUCUUCUCCGCACACUACCCAGAAACACUGUCGAAAAAAUACUUUGUCAAUGUGCCCUUGGUUAUGCAGUGGAUGUUUGGGGCUAUGCAGGUGUUUAUGGCAAAAGAGACUGUGCAGAAAAUGCAGUGGAUGAGUUAUGGUGAGGAGUUACAUAAGUAUGUUGGUAAGGGUGUGGCUAAAGAGUAUGGUGGUGAGGGACCUGGGUUGGAGGAAGCGGGCGUGACGCCGGGGUAUAAGCAGCAGGGGGCUGGAGAUGCGGUUGCUGAUGCUGCUGCUGUCAAGGAGAUGGCUAUCUGA
Aureobasidium vineae is the source of this 465-nucleotide messenger RNA. The record is from the annotation of a GenBank genome assembly. NCBI's taxonomy places the organism in Eukaryota, Fungi, Ascomycota, Dothideomycetes, Dothideales, Saccotheciaceae.